GAGGAGGUAGCCGCUUCUGAAUGCUGAUGUUUAUGAAGAAAAAAAAUUGGAAUUGCUUGAUCCAGAGACCAUGGAAUUUUCACUAAGAAAUUGGAUUGGACUUUUUCUCCUCGGCUCUAUCAAUAAUUUACCCUAUGUCAUUGUCACCUCUGCUGCAAAAACAAUUGCCGACAGCUUUGACAAAAGAAAUGAUGUGGGGGUGGUGUUUGGUGCCAAUGUAGCUCUGUCUGUCCUUGUCAAAGCAAUCAAUGGCCUAUUUUUACUGAAAGUGCCAUACUGGAUCAGAUAUGUGGUGAAUGCUGGGCUAAUGGUAAUAGGCUUGAUAGGAGUUGCCUUUGCUUUUGAUUUCUGGUUUGCAAUUGUCUGCAUUGUAGUGGUGGGUUCCUCAGCAGCCUUUGGUGAAAACGUGGCCCUCGGAUAUUUACGUCUUUUCCCCAGUAAAAGUGUCAAUGCCUGGUCUAGUGGGACAGGCAUGGCGGGGAUCUUAGGCUCUGCCAUCUACAUUAUCUUCGGUUGUUCUAUAGGAGAAAGCAAUAAAACUUCGCAAUUGAAAACUUUAACAAAGUACGCUUUCCUUCUGACGUUACCAGCUGUAGCCGUGUAUCUCAUUGCGUAUUUUUUCGUCAUCAAAGCGCCUAAAGAAGACGACACUGUCCGCCGAAAAGAUGUUCAAGACCCCCUGAAUGAAGAGAAGAGGUCAAUUUUGCAAGAUACCGAUUCUGAAAACACAACCUUUGUCCCAAAGGAAUCCGUUUUUAGAAGACUUCGGAGAUGCUGGGGACUUGUCUGGUGGUUGUCUUUAAAUUUAUGUGCAGUCUAUUUGUUUGAGUAUGUUGCACAAGGUUGUGCUGCGAAAGUGCGACCCAAGUCCGAGUAUAACAAAGGAUGUCCAGAACUUUUUGCUGCCCUGUCAUUUUGCUAUCAAUCAGGGGUAUUUGCAUCCAGAUCAUCUGUGCAAUUAUUUCAAAUCAAAAGAGUGGAAAUACUCUCAUUUUUACAGUUUCUAAAUAUGAUUUUAUGGAUAAUUGAUGUUCAUUAUAAAUUCAUACCUGUGUAUAUUUUACCGGCGUUGAUGAUCUAUGUGGGUCUUUUGGGAGGGGCCUCUUAUGUCAACAUAUUUUAUCUACUGUUGCAUGAGGAAAAAUAUCCUGAAGAGGACAGGGAAUUCUGUAUAAACAUUACAUCACUCUUCAUCACAGGAGGGAUAGUUUUAGGAACCGGGUUAGAAACUGCUCUUUUCAACACUGUGCUGAAAAGCGAUUAAAAGAGAACAAACUUUACUUCUCUUCUUUAAAUAUGUACAAUGUUAAUGGACACAUUUUCUACAGCUUUGACAUUGCUGUCCAUGGUGUGGUGCUAUUAAUACAAUACUCGUCCAUCAUCUCUUUCAGUUAUUUUCGAAGUGUAAAUUUAUUUAUGUUUCAUAGACUCCAGAUUUUGUAUUUUUAUCUUGUAUCAAUCACUUUCAAUAGUUGUAAAAAAAUAUACUUGAACAAUGUA
Molecule: messenger RNA, 1500 nt
Organism: Saccostrea echinata
Lineage: Eukaryota; Metazoa; Mollusca; Bivalvia; Ostreida; Ostreidae
Product: battenin-like
Exons: 15
Coding region: 71-1264 (397 amino acids)
Cellular component (GO): membrane
Source: RefSeq, a predicted model, not a curated record